This is a messenger RNA of Impatiens glandulifera, 630 nucleotides long. RefSeq names its product probable WRKY transcription factor 29. Gene Ontology annotation, cellular component: nucleus. The transcript is spliced from 3 exons. Gene Ontology annotation, molecular function: DNA-binding transcription factor activity; transcription cis-regulatory region binding. Gene Ontology annotation, biological process: regulation of DNA-templated transcription. The coding region runs from base 1 to 630 and encodes 209 amino acids. Lineage: Eukaryota; Viridiplantae; Streptophyta; Magnoliopsida; Ericales; Balsaminaceae. The record is from RefSeq and is a predicted model, not a curated record.
AUGGACGAAGAAGUUGACUGGGAUCUGCAGGCGGUGGUUAGCAGUCACGGCGACGGCGGAAGAAACAUGUGUUUUUCUUCGGUCAUGGAUCUACCAGUUGAGGAAGAUUAUUGUUCCAAUUUUGGGUUUAAUGAUGAGUUGGGCAAAGUGUAUAGGCCAUUCUGUCCUGGUCUCUGUAAUAAUAUUUCAUCUUCACAUGUCGAUGAAGAAAAGAAGAAGAUGGAUGAACAAGAACAAGAACGAGAACAAGAACAAUCUGAUUCUGUUACUGCCAUGGGCGCCGAUAAUCCUCGUAGUUCUACUACAUGUUCAUCUCUAAAGACAAGGAAAAAUGAGAAGAAAAGAAGAGUGGUGAUUCAAGUUACAGCUGAAAGUCUCUCUUCUGACUUAUGGGCUUGGAGGAAAUAUGGCCAGAAACCCAUUAAAGGCUCUCCCUUUCCAAGGUGCAGCAGCUCGAAGGGAUGUCUAGCAAGGAAGCAAGUCGAGAGGAGUUGUACGGAUUCCGACACCUUCGUGAUUACUUAUACCGGCGACCAUUGCCACUCCCGUCCGACUCGUCGGAGUUCACUCGCUGGAACCAGCCGCCAGAAGUUCUCCUCCUCAUCCUCGUGUUGUGAUAAAUUUGUUUGA